Parasteatoda tepidariorum (common house spider) is the source of this 1329-nucleotide messenger RNA. RefSeq names its product C-1-tetrahydrofolate synthase, cytoplasmic. Gene Ontology annotation, molecular function: methenyltetrahydrofolate cyclohydrolase activity; methylenetetrahydrofolate dehydrogenase (NADP+) activity. Gene Ontology annotation, biological process: tetrahydrofolate interconversion. The record is from RefSeq and is a predicted model, not a curated record. NCBI's taxonomy places the organism in Eukaryota, Metazoa, Arthropoda, Arachnida, Araneae, Theridiidae. Gene Ontology annotation, cellular component: cytosol.
AACGAAACCAAAACCGUUAAAGAGGGCGGCAUAUUUGUAGAAAUAUAUAAUAAUAAUGUCAAAUCCUAAUACUAAUUGUCAAAUCCAAUAAUUUUCUAGCUACUUUUAAAGUCGUUAUCAGUCAUUUCCGUACUGUGACAUAGAAUUCGAGAAAAUAGUGUUGCAAAAUGCUCUGAUAACAGAUAAUAUGAUAUGAUAAGAUUGAUGAUAACCGUAAUAAGAGCUCGUCAUUUCUUUCAGUUUAAUUCUUUUACCAUCAGAAAGGUGUCUUCUAUUAGAAAACCUUAUUUCAAAAUUUUAUAUCCCAAUUUUUCAACCAUGUCAUCAGAAACUUAUGGUAAAAUUCUCUCUGGACGAGAAGUAGCGAAAGAUGUUGAAAACCAAUUAAAGAAUGAAGUUGCUGCUUUGAAAGAGGAAAACCCAAACUUUGAACCUGUGUUAGCCAUUCUUCAAGUCGGAGGAAGAGAAGAUUCAAAUGUUUAUAUUCGCAUGAAAAAAAAGACUGCCAGUGCAGUAGGAGUAACAACUAAGCAUGUACAACUACCAAGAACAUCUACAGAACCCGAGAUUUUGGCUGCAGUUGAAGAACUGAAUAAUGAUCCACUUAUUCAUGGAGUUAUUGUACAGUUGCCUCUUGACACAGAAACUCCUGUGGAUAAUGCACGGAUAACAAAUGCUGUUUCUCCCAGCAAGGAUGUUGAUGGUAUCUGUGAUGAAAAUGCUGGCAAGCUCUCUCAUGGUCAAUUAGAAGGGUUUUUUGUUGCCUGCACACCCUUAGGAUGCUUAGAAUUAAUCAAAAGAACAGGUGUUCCUAUUAAAGGAAGUAAAGCUGUGGUAAUUGGAAGAUCAAAAAUAGUUGGUUUGCCCAUGUCUCUUCUGCUGUUAUGGCAUCAUGCAACUGUUACUAUAUGCCAUUCAAGAACCACAGACUUAAAAUCUGUUGUGCAAGAUGCCGACAUAAUUGUUGCUGCUGUUGGCCAAGCUCAAAUGGUAAAAAAAGACUGGGUCAAACCUGGAGCUGUGGUUAUUGAUUGUGGAAUUAAUAGUAUUAAAGAUGAGACCAAGGCUUCUGGCUCUCGGCUAGUAGGUGAUGUAGACUAUGAAGGAGUUAAAGAGGUAGCCUCAUGGAUUACACCAGUUCCCGGUGGUGUUGGACCAAUGACUGUUAUAAUGUUAGUUGGAAAUACAGUUAAAGCUGCUAAGAUAGCUCUUAAUAAGGGUAAAUAAAUUCCUUCUAGUUUUGAUAAAAUGAUGAUGUUAAUAGAAGAUGAUGUUAAUAGUUUUGUACAUAGCUAUGUCUAUUUUUAAUAAAAAGAUUUUUGUAUGAAA